UAAUUGAUUAAUGAUUAGUUAUCUUUGGUUAUUAUUUGGGGGAAAGAGAACAGCGAUAAUGAGGAAAAUAAUAAUUUUUUUUCCUUGCUCAUAAUUCCGAUAAUGAAACAGCAAUUUUACAUAAGUAAAGGAUAGCUAAAAAGACAAGAUAUCUGUAAUAGGUCUUGAAUAGUCAUGAACAAAUAAAUAUUAAUUCUUUUUUUUAUAUAUAUAUAAUUGUUAUCUUUGUUUAAGACUGAAUGCAUUGAGUUUAUUGUGUUGACAUCUUUAUUGAAAUCAUAAUUAUUACUGUCAGAAACGCAAUGGAUUUAGAAGUAAUUUCUGCGUUUUGUUUAAUGCCAUUUGCAAUGGUAGUUGCUGCGCAAGGAUGGACUUGGGCAUUUGCAAUUCUCAGUUCGGUACCUUUAUUAUUAAUUUUAUAUUAUUACAAUAAAUUCAUGUCCCAAUCCAAGACAAAAUUCUUCUUGGGGUGGAGUGUGGUUACAUUCUUCUUCCUUUUUGCUGUAUUUGAAUUGGAAGUGGUACCGUAUUUGGAAAUUCUCUUUUCUGAAAAUUUGUGUCUUAUGUGUUGUGUCGCAGCUAUGUGCUUCUGUUUUUUCAUUGUCAAAUCGAAUUCUCAACCCGCUUCACAAACUGUUCUUCAGAAUGAAAAAUCUGCUCGAAUAAAAUGUGAAACAUGCACAAUUCUACAACCAGUUCGUACUUUGCAUUGUGAUUUAUGUGGUUUCUGUGUUCUUAAAAAAGACCAUCAUAAUGCUUGGUUGGAUGUUUGUAUUGGCUCAAGGAAUCAAAAGUAUUUUAUUGGUGGUUUGGUGUUUCUCUUGAUAAGUUGUGUCUAUAGCAGUAACUUGACUCUCACCACUAUCUGCCACCCUACACUGGUUGCAGGAAUACUUCUCAUGCCAGAUGACUGUACUGAUGUUUUUGACGAUUUUCACAUUGCAAUUUGCUUUGUGAGUGCAGUUUAUACUUUGAUGAUUGCUGUUUUCUGCUCUUAUUUGUUACUACAACAGCUCUGGUUUGUGUGUCACAAUGCUACGUAUCAAGAUUGGAAAGAUGGAAAUAUAAACUUAUAUAAUAAUGGGAUACGGAGAAAUAUAAUUGAUUUUUGGUAUGGUUAUUACUGAAACGAGAUCUCAAAAAUAUUUGUUUUAUUUGUCAACCAGUUUUUUUUUUUUUAAUUUGUAUGUUUGAAAACUAUCAAUUUAUUUUUGCAUUUGUUAUAUAUGAUGUUACCAACGUAACAAAUACUAAUAAUUUUUUUAAAAUUAUUAUUUUAUAUUUUCCUUAAAGUGAUUAAAACUCUAAUAAUUGAGAUUUCCUAUGCAGACUGGUGCUUAUAUAUUAUAUUUUUGUGUCACUGUAAUGCAGUUAAAAAAAGAAUUACUGUAUUAUUCUGUAUUACCAAUAUUUAUUUGAAUUUUUAUGCCAUCAUUUAUUUAUUUAUUUUUUAAAAAUUAUUUAUUUAUAAUUGUAAUUAUGUCAGCCUAUUUUAUAAGAAUACUUGUAUUUACCAAAAUCCAUUUUGAAGGGUUGUUUUUCUUACAUAUUUUGUUUUUUUAUUUCCUCAAUUUCAGCACUAUGCUAACAUAAAUCAACUAUGCAUGAAGUCUUAAUGCUAAGCAUGAGGUUCUGAAUUAAAACACGUUUUUUACUGCACAACUGCAUAGAAUUUCUGAUUUCAUGUAAGUAACAAAUAAGCGUUUUGUUACUGAAUUGCUUUCAGUUUUGCUAAAGAAAUAUGAAGGCUGUAAUUUCGGUUGUUUCAUCCAUAUUAUUAAAAGUAUUGUUUAGUUUGACCACAUGCUUCUACUUUUGACCCUCUAUUACAGCUAAAAGGUAGUGUAUUACAUAAUGUUAGCAUGUAUAUAUCCAAGAAGAGUCGUACAAAGGUUGUAAAUGAAAAUAAAUCAAAUUCCAAAAUAAUUAAAUAAGCUAAUUAUUCGGUGCUGCUUUGUACUGUUUACUAAAAAAGGAGAAGAUGAGUACUACUGUGGCAUAACUAUCACUAUAAAUAAUAAAUACCAAUUCACUAGUAUGUAAGACAUGUUAACUUGAUUCUAUCACAAGGUACCUUUUGAUAGAUGAAGUAUGACAUAGUCGAUAAUUAAAUCUCCUCACUACUAUGGAAUAAUUAGGCAAGUGAAUUCUAAAAUAAAAUAUCUUAAUACUUAUUUGACAAAAAGACAUUUAUUAUAUAUUCAUAUUGCAGGGUCUGGCAAACAAUUUUUAAUAUAACCUUAUUAAAAGUGAAAAAAUUAACAAAUAAGAGUAGAGUUUUACUAAUGAAUAAAUUUAAUUGGUUUCAUAGUGGCCAAAGCAUAAACGCUUAUUGAAAUUUUCAAAAAUGGUUUGCUAGCCUUCUACCUCUAAUCUCUCCGAUUCACACUGAAGCGAUUGUUUGUGUGAGUCCAAACUUUUGCGCACAAAGUAAACAAAAGAUUUCACACUGUUGUUUUCUUUUGCUUUAACAACUCUAAACUAAUAGAUCUGUUGCUUGACUUUGUAAAAAAACUGAAAAACAUUAUAUAAACUGCAAAAUAAUUUAUUAUUAAAAUGGUAGACAACAAAAAAAAUGAAUACAAAUUAAAAGGAAAAGAGUUAACUUUCUUUCUACAGUGCAGUAACUUUGUCCGAGUUUUACUGCUGCCCCCUAUAAUUCUAAGUAUGGCUAAGUAUUAUUGUAACAAAAAUCUCAAUUUUUAGAGUUUAUUGAUGAAAAUCGGGAUGUUAACUUUACAAUGAAAUAUUGUAAUUAUACAAAAGGAAAACGGGAGUUUUUUAAAAUGAUAAUUGAGGUUCUAUUGUAGUUUUGAGUUUUAUAAUUAAAUGUUUGAUUGCAUACAUUGAAUUGUUAUUGAUAUUCCAGCUCAAUUAUUAGAAAAGAGGUAAAAUAUUAAAUGUAGUUGUGCUAUUUCAAUUCAUGUUUUUGUUAAGGAGUAUAUCAUAAGUAUCGUAGGAAGUACCUAGUUGUAUAUAUCCUAGUAAGUUGAGUUUUUUUUUUGUACAUAAAUUCUUUCAAAUAGUCAUUGUCUUUAGAUUAAAAUGUUUAUUUUGUACAUUAUAAAGUGAGUUUUAUGACAUUUAUCACUUUUUCUUUUUAUAUUAUGGUAAAAGUAUGUAUUUUAAAGUGUAAAGUUUAUCUAUGAAUAAUUUUAUAUUUGCCUCAUUUUUAUUUUCAUAUCCUUUUAUUUGAGAUUUAUUUCUGUAUUAUUUUAUCGACUCUAGUCUUUCAUUUGCACUGAUAUCGACAUAAUUUUAUUUAUUGGUGAUUAUAAACAUUAGCAAAUUUUAUUUUCUAACUGUAUUUAUGUUAACUUUUGAUUUUAAAGGAAAGUUUGGCCUCGUAAUAAAUUUGCAAAAAUAAUAUUUUUUAUUGCCCUUGGCUGUGAUAUUAAUUGUCAAAUCUAAAGUUAAUUAUUUAUCUUUUUCAUAAAUAAUAGGAUUAUAAGUCUCAUUUACAUUAUCCCUCCAAACGUUCUGCUCAUGGGAAAAAUUUAAUCGAAAUUUUUCCACUUUGCACUACUUUUCUAUUAAAUUUCAUGGUGAAAACCAGUUCUUUAAUGCAGAAAAGGUUACCGCUUAAAGUUUGGAAAAAAGCAGGGACUAGCGUUAAGAGGGUUAGUGACUGAUUAAAGGUAAAAAUUCAUUUUUGUUACAAGAUCUGAAAAUAGGAACAUUCAAUUAAUGCUUAUUAUACUUCUUUAAACUUAUGUUCAAACUACUGAAAUAAUGAUAUCUAAUUACUGUUUAAUCUAAUAUAUUCACGACAGGUUUUACUAUUUGUAGAUACUUCUUUCUAAGUCUUAUAAUAGAGAUACCAAUAACUUUAUUUGAAUUUAUCAAAACUGUCAAGCUUUUAUAUUGUAAGAUAUUUGUAUGUAAUGAAACAUUGGCUGUAUUUUUCUCUUUUGUUGCCAUUGAAGUAUAAAUGUUUAUUGUAUAACUGUUAGAACAAUGUAACUAUUCGUGUGUAUUGUAGUAUUUUGAAUAUUUAUAAGUGGUUAUACUCAAGCCAUUUACAAUGUUUUUUUAAAAAAUAUAUUUACUGUGUUUAAUAGUAAAAUGUUGAUGUAUAUAGAAUCUGAAAAUGAAUUCUGUGUUUAUAAAGUAAAGAGUGAGAGAAAGGAAUUCUAUUUUAUGCAAAUUGUGUACAACUUUAAAUUAGAUUCUAUGUCUAAUGCUCAUUUAUUGUUUCAAAUAUUUUUCUUUUGUAAUUUAGUCAUAUGUUCAUUCGGCCAAUAAAAAACGUCCUUCUA
This is a messenger RNA of Parasteatoda tepidariorum (common house spider), 4259 nucleotides long. It is a transcript of the gene GABPI, whose product is annotated as zinc finger DHHC-type palmitoyltransferase GABPI. Gene Ontology annotation, cellular component: endoplasmic reticulum; Golgi apparatus. Lineage: Eukaryota; Metazoa; Arthropoda; Arachnida; Araneae; Theridiidae. Gene Ontology annotation, molecular function: protein-cysteine S-palmitoyltransferase activity. Gene Ontology annotation, biological process: protein targeting to membrane; peptidyl-L-cysteine S-palmitoylation. The record is from RefSeq and is a predicted model, not a curated record.